Neopelma chrysocephalum (saffron-crested tyrant-manakin) is the source of this 1486-nucleotide messenger RNA. RefSeq names its product hyaluronan and proteoglycan link protein 4 (gene HAPLN4). Lineage: Eukaryota; Metazoa; Chordata; Aves; Passeriformes; Pipridae. The transcript has 5 exons. The coding region runs from base 54 to 1187 and encodes 377 amino acids. Gene Ontology annotation, molecular function: hyaluronic acid binding. The record is from RefSeq and is a predicted model, not a curated record. Gene Ontology annotation, biological process: cell adhesion.
CACCGUCGCGCUGCUGCGGGCGGGCCCCUCCCGCCGCCGGCACCGGGGACACGAUGCGUCCCCAAAGCCCCUGGGCCGCCGGCCCGGCAGCUCUGCUGCUCCUGGCGGGAAUCCUCGGCUCCGAGGCGCUGCAGAGCCCCCGGGGGAGGAAGAAGGUGGUUCAUGUCAUGGAGGGUGACAGCGGCGCCGUGGUGGUGCAGACGGCUCCGGGCAAGGUGGUGACGCACCGGGGCGGGACCAUCAUCCUGCCCUGCCGCUACCACUACGACGUGUCCGCCCACGACCCGGCCGAGAUCCGCCUCAAGUGGACCAAAGUGACGGAGCCCAUGGCCUUCGUGGACGUGUUCGUGGCGCUGGGCGAGGCCCGGCGGGCGUUCGGGCCCUACCGGGGGCGCACGGCCCUGCAGGAGGACGGGGCGGGCGACGCCUCCCUCAUCAUCCGCAACGUGACCCUGCAGGACUACGGGCGCUACGAGUGCGAGGUCACCAACGAGCUCGAGGACGACACCGGCGUGGUCAAGCUGGACCUCGAAGGCGUCAUCUUCCCGUACCACCCGCGCCUGGGCCGCUACACCCUCAACUUCCACGAGGCUCAGCAGGCGUGCCUGGAGCAGGACGGGAUCCUGGCGUCCCACGACCAGCUGCACCAGGCCUGGCUGGAGGGCAUGGACUGGUGCAACGCGGGCUGGCUGGAGGACGGCUCGGUGCAAUAUCCCAUCUCCCGGCCGCGGGAGGAGUGCGGCCGCAAGGACACGCCCGUGGGCGUGCGGAACUACGGCUACCGGCACAAGGAGAGCGAGCACUACGACGCCUUCUGCUUCACCUCCAACCUCAACGGCAAGGUUUACUUCCUGAAGACGUUCCGCAAGCUGAGCUACCCGGAGGCGGUGCAGGCCUGCAAGAACAACGGCGCGGCCGUGGCCAAGGUGGGGCAGCUGUACGCGGCCUGGAAGAUCCAGCUGCUGGACCGCUGCGAGGCGGGCUGGCUGGAGGACGGCAGCAUCCGCUACCCCAUCGUCAACCCCCGCGCCCGCUGCGGCGGCCGCGAGCCCGGCGUGCGCAACCUGGGCUUCCCCGACAAGAAGUACAAGCUCUUCGGGGUCUACUGCUUCAAAAAGGCCGGGGACGCACCCCCGGAGAAGGCGGCGGCGGCGGGCGGAGGGGGGGGACACCCCAACCGCGUGUGAGGGAAGUAUCUCCCCCAGGUUUGGCCGGGGAAAGCCUCCCCCCCCAAAAAAUUGCGCCCUCGGUUUGUUGCUGGGCUCCACGGGGGUCCCGGCGGAGCUGCGGGCAGCCCCCGCCUCGGGGCCGGAGAGGCGGAGCCCGGUGGGACCCUCGGGGGGAAAAACUUGAGGCAGAGGGAGGGGAAGGAUUUUGGGAGCGCUGCCGGGAGCCCGGGCCCGGGGCUGGCUCCCCGCUCGUCGCAGCUCUUGCUUCUCGACCUGCCUGUUGCAUGUGCUAAAGGCCCAUCAGAGCCUCCAUCCUC